AUGCCAAGGCAGUUCUUAUUCGUCAAUAAGGAUGCCGACAGUUCAUCUCUGACCCGUAGCACAUCCCUCGAGCAAUCCUCCAUCAAUUCCUAUGUUCAGCGUGGCCGUCGGCAUAGAAGAUCCGGCAAUAACGCCGGUCGUUCCGGCAAUCGAGCAAGAAGGGUUGGGGGGCCAAGCAAACGUGCGGCAGAAGAGGAAGCUGUCAUCGUCGAUACCCCUAGCACAUCAGCCUCGUCUGAAUCUCCGACCCUAGAGGGGCGUGUGCCUGAAAAGCUUUUGAAAGGCAAGCAAUUGGACAUACCUUCAAGACCCCACUCGAGAGCACAGACAGUGACUCCUCCAAGUGUCAAGGAGAGACCAUCCAAGGCACAAAAACCACGAUCAAAGUCUACCUCGGCAUCGUCUCCCAAGGCCGAAGAGGAAAAAGGGACAAUUUUAUUGCUUAAUUCGAGGAUCAACUCCCCCCAAGAUAUAACUCAGGUCAUCGGGUCCUCGUUAGAUCCAUUUGGUCAGUCGGUGGUCAAGCUUGACCCUCAUGUUGCCAAGCUUUGUCGCUAUUUUGCCGAAAGCUAUCAUCCAAGUGUCUGGAAUGCCGAGCGAUGGGGUUCAGCCGAUGGAGCUUACACACACCUCCCUUCUGCAAAAGUUGUCAUUCAGCGGGCAAUGCAAAGUGAAGUGGAAAUGAAUGCCAUGCUUGCCGCCAUGGCUGCGAGGAUCGAGAAUGUUGACGGCAUUCCCAAUCAGGGCACAAACAAAUACAUGGGAAAUGCUCUUGUCGCUGUUCGACGGCGCUUCAGCUCUGCAUCCAAAGACCAACUACUACUUAUUAUGUUUCAUCUUUAUGCAGGUGAGGCAUAUAGGCAGAAUUAUCAGGCGGCCAAAAUUCACAUGAGAGCUGCCAAGGCUAUCUUUGCUUCCUGGGGUGGUCUGAGUCAAAUCCCUGAUCCAGCUAUAAGGGAGCUUUUCAUCAUUGGUGAUCUUCAUGUGUCCGCGGUCUUGUUGGAGCCUCCUGAGCUGCCUUGUGACUAUGAUCCUGGGCCGUAUUGGAGUACCACGCCUUUGGCACUACAACUUGGCCCUGAGCAAGAACUGAACGAUAUAGCGCCAGCAUUACACGGACUGACAGCAGAUGGAUACCUACCGGACGAUCUAAAAGGGAUCAUACAUGAAAUCAGAGAAUGCGCUUGGGUGCUGCGAUAUGGAACAGUGGAACCAUCUCCUGCGUCAAAGCAUGCCGUCAAGUGGCUGCAAUGGCGGAGUGCCGCAAUAAGAUGUAAACUUUUGAGUAUAAGCUUCUCGGACGCAAGCUUGGAAGCCGUCCGAGUGACCCUCCUACUCUGGGUUCUGAUCACGACGGUGUUGUUGGGACUCAGAUUGUUGGGACACCGCCUAGCCCCGAAAUUACAAUCACUCUUAAGGACAGCAAAAAAUCCUUAUCAUCAAUGGAAAGGUAGGAUGGAUAUCCAGAUAUGGGUUAUAACCGUUGGCGCCAUGUGUGCCGGCACCGACUCGGAAGAGGAGAGCUGGUUCGUGGGCAAGCUCUUUGAACUUGGCCUGCCUGAAAACGUCCAGCUCUUCCGAGAAAUGCAAGGACCAGAAGCCACCACGGCAAGCGUUCUCCAAAAUUUCCAAGAAAAAUUCUUUUACUACGAGAAAAUCCAGAGGCCGAGGUUGGAACGGUUAGCAACGCUCAUUACUGUUAACAAGUCCUCCACAAAUCAGACAACCGAUCCGGUAAGGUACAUCACUCCCCCUACUUGA
Messenger RNA from Exophiala bonariae, 1761 nucleotides. RefSeq lists its product as uncharacterized. The coding region runs from base 1 to 1761 and encodes 586 amino acids. The record is from RefSeq and is a predicted model, not a curated record. The transcript has a single exon. NCBI's taxonomy places the organism in Eukaryota, Fungi, Ascomycota, Eurotiomycetes, Chaetothyriales, Herpotrichiellaceae.